CUCACGUUUCCGUGGUCACCGUGAGAUUGGUUCGCCGUCGGUUUCCUGCAGCAGUAAGAAAAGCAGCGUCGAGACAAACUGGGAAGACUCAACACCACCACCUCCAAUAACUAUACUGUACAAUGAAACUAAUUGCAAUAUCUCCCUCUCUCGAUAUUCGCUUCGUCACGGUUUUACUGCUGGUGAUGGGCCUCUCUACUCCUGGACAAGCAGAAAUCACCAGUCUGGAUUCAGCCAACAUUGAUGAUGUCCUAAAUAAUGCUGGGGUGGCAUUAGUCAAUUUUUACGCUGACUGGUGCAGGUUUAGUCAGAUGCUACAUCCAAUUUUUGAGGAGUCAUCUAACAUAGCAAGAGAAGAGUUCCCUGAAACCAAGCAGGUGGUGUUUGCCCGUGUCGACUGUGACCAACAUUCGGACAUAGCCCAGAGGUACCGCAUCACCAAGUAUCCGACAUUGAAGUUGUUCCGUAAUGGGAUGAUGAUGAAGAGGGAGUACAGGGGUCAGAGGUCAGUGGCGGCCAUUGCUGACUUCAUCCGCCAGCAGCAAGUCGACCCUGUGAAAGAGAUACACUCAUUGGAGGAGAUUAAUACUCUGGAUAGGAGCAAGAGAAACAUCAUAGCUUACUUUGAAAAUAGGGACUCCGAUAACUACCACACAUUUGAAAAGGUUGCCAACAUCCUUCGAGAUGACUGCACGUUCACGGCUGCCUUUGGAGCCAUAUCUGAGGCCGAGCGCUUCAGUGGAGACAAUAUCAUCUACAAGCCUGUAGGGGAGGGCAUCCCUGACAUGGUCUACCUGGGCUCACUCACCAACUUCGACCUGACCUACGCAUGGGCCCAGGACAAGUGUGUGCCUCUGGUCAGGGAGAUCACCUUUGAAAAUGGAGAGGAGCUGACUGAAGAAGGAAUUCCUUUCCUUAUUUUGUUCCAUGUCAAAGAAGACACAGCAAGCUUGGAGAAGUUCCAGCAUGAAGUGGCACGCCAGCUCAUCAGCGAGAAAGGGUCUAUAAACUUCCUGCACGCGGACUGCGAAAAGUUUCGCCAUCCUCUGCUCCAUAUCCAAAAAACUCCUGCUGACUGUCCCGUCAUCGCUAUAGACUCGUUCAGACACAUGUAUGUCUUUCCUGACUUUCAAGACCUCAAUAUCCCUGGCAAGCUGAGACAGUUUGUGUUGGACCUCCACUCUGGAAAGCUACACCGAGAGUUUCACCAUGGCCCUGACCCCACGGACAGCACGCCCGGACAGGGGGAGAUUGAAGGAGACGUGGCCAGCAGCCCCCCAGACAGCUCGUUCCAGAAGCUGGCACCCAGCGAGACUCGCUACACCAUCCUCACACGAGACCGCGAUGAGCUGUGACCUCAACAGCCUUCCAGUGAUCCUAUGACUCAAUGCCACGCCCCAGAGUCAGGGAGGGGGUUUGGUUUGGGACAGGCCAGCGGGACAAAACAGCAACACCCAAUGCCCUUACUGAAGAGAGAAAGAGAGAGAAGAGCUGGAGAAUGAAGAGGAAGAAAGAGGAGAAAAAGAAGACCAGGAGGAGAAGAGAGGGGUUCAGUCCACGACACAACCAUGUUGAAAUAACCUAUAUUUUCAUAACUCUUUCACGUACAAUUUUUAUUUUGGAUCAAACGGAAGGGGGCUAAAGUCGAAAAUGUGUGUGGGCAGGGGUUAGGGGCAUUAGGGCAUCAAGAGAAGUGUUUUUACUUUUAUUUUUUGGAGCUUGUAAAUAUGUUUUGUGCUACAUGGGAGUCUCAUUGUUGGUCUAAAUUAAAUGCAGAGUUUUCUUUAUUUUAUUUCUUUCUUUUACAUCACCCGGCUUUUUGUAGUAAAAAAAACCAGAACAGUUCCUCACUCCAGUCGUACGGUUCUUAUCUGUGGGUAGUCCAGUUCAGCCUGUCUAAUAGGAGACGCUUGUUUAGUCUCUGACCUCAUGACUGCGUCUCAAUAUGACCAACUCUAGUCUAAUUCAUUUGUAUAGUACAAGUUCUAACAAUAUGGCUGUUUGAAGUAGCUGUAUCUCCAUAUCUUCUCCGCACAGAGUCCUGAAGGAAUAGAAAAUUAUUUUUAAAUGCUUGGUAGGGCUAACAUAAUUUUAAACAUAAUUUCAACAGAAGAUAAAGACACAGCUACUCCAGCCUACUUCAUGCACCCCUUCUCUCCCUGGUACUUAAUGGUUAUGGAGGGUCUCUUACAGUGCUUAUAAAAGUAUUGCCCCCUCGGAACUUUUUAUGCGUCACUGUUUUACAACACUAAAGCACAGUGGAUGUAAUCAACAGAAAAUACUGUCAAAGUGAAUGAGCCCUUCUGGCCAUCAUUCUAAAUUCCUUGUUAAGUAUAAGGCUAAAACUACACCACCAAAACACAUCAACCCUAUCACGAAGCCUGCUGGUGGCAGCAGCAUGCUGUGUGGAGGCUUCUUUGUAGCGGGCCCUGGGCGACAUGUGACGGUAGAAGUUAUAGUUGGUGCAGCAAAGUACAGAGCAAUAUUGGUAAAAAAAAA
Etheostoma cragini (Arkansas darter) is the source of this 2499-nucleotide messenger RNA. RefSeq names its product endoplasmic reticulum protein 44 (gene erp44). The transcript is spliced from 11 exons. The record is from RefSeq and is a predicted model, not a curated record. Bases 123 to 1355 code for a protein of 410 amino acids. Lineage: Eukaryota; Metazoa; Chordata; Actinopteri; Perciformes; Percidae.